This is a messenger RNA of Lodderomyces margitis, 1428 nucleotides long. It is a transcript of the gene LAS1, whose product is annotated as rRNA-processing protein. Lineage: Eukaryota; Fungi; Ascomycota; Pichiomycetes; Serinales; Debaryomycetaceae. Bases 1 to 1428 code for a protein of 475 amino acids. The transcript has a single exon. Gene Ontology annotation, molecular function: endonuclease activity. The record is from RefSeq and is a predicted model, not a curated record. Gene Ontology annotation, biological process: maturation of LSU-rRNA; maturation of 5.8S rRNA. Gene Ontology annotation, cellular component: Las1 complex; preribosome, large subunit precursor.
AUGAAAGACACUCCAGUAGUGACCGCAUACAGGUCAGACGAUGAUCUUGUCGAAUUAAAGAAAUGGUUUUAUGACUUUGACGAUACCCAUGAUAAUCGUAAACUUGCUAUAGAAAGGGUCAAAGCUCUUUUAACAAGAAGCAGAUUGCCUCAUGGAAUCGAAGCAACAUCCAUUUUGACUUCGGCACAUUUGCGCGAUGAUGAUGAUGAUCCAGACACGGACACCAAUGUGAUUCAACUUGCUUACACAAUGGCAUUGAUCAGGUUUGUUAAUGGACUAUUAGACCCAUUUCAACAAUCGAAUUACGCAGUUCCAAUGCAACUACUAGCCAAGCAAUUGAACUUGCCUACAUUUUUUGUUGAGUUGAGGCAUAUGGGUACACAUGAAAACAUGCCGAGCUUGGAUAUAUUAAGGAUUGCAACAAAAGAGGCGUUAACCUGGCUAUAUGAUAACUAUUGGUGCCACAUAGUAGACGAGUCUAAGCAGACAUCUAAUGCUUCAGCAGACAUCUAUUCGGAGGUCGUCCACUUUAGACUGACCCAAUACGAAGAGUUGAUUACCGUAUUUCUGGUAUAUGAAAAUCUCAAGACUUUCAAGAGGCUACGAAAGGAUAAAUUGGAGACACCGCUAUUCAGUGGUUAUAGUAAUGACCAAGAUGUUUUUAAAUUGAGAAAUUGCGUAAACGAAUUGAUCGAGUUCGCUAAAAGUGACCCUGAUUUAUUUGCAAACUUGCUCAUCAGAAAGUUUUACUUGCUUUACCCAAACCAAAAGCUUGUAUCCAAGGGUAUCAAAUACAAUCCGUUGCUUGAAAAGCUUUACCAUCCACUACUUGAUGGACUUGGCAGCGCAUUGAUUGUCCUGUUAUUUAUUAAAACAAUGCAGCUACUCGAUGGAAGAGUGGUAGGAGAAGUUGACCGGCGAGUAUUCAAGAAGUUGGGCUUUGCAACCACCUUAUUAGAACUGGAAACAGCGCAGUUAUUCGAAUGGUUACCAUAUUUAAUCAAAAGCAUCCUAUCGCAACCGUUCUCCAGAGAACAUUUCACCAGGGCUCAGAUAAGUGAUCAAGAAGGGCUUUUCAAGUAUGUGUAUGAAAGUCUAGUGAGAAUUUGCAAACAUGAUGAUUCAUUACUAGUAAAGUUAUUGAAGAUUGUCAAGGAAUCAGCUAGUCAGAAUCUUGAACUGGCUUUGUUGGAGGAGAUAAAUAACGCAUAUGAUGAGGCAGUAAAACGGACUAGUAAGAAUGCUUUUGAACUACCUCCAUCAUUAGAUGAGAUACUAGGCGAAAACGCCAACAAGAGACAUUUGGCAGAAGAGGAACUGAAGUCAGGUAAAAAAAGGUCUAAAAGAUUAGAUAAUAACGAGGAAAAGGUCUAUUUGAUGGAUCCGCAUGAAGACUGGACGCCAACGCCGUUUGGAAUGCCUAUCUGA